Caenorhabditis briggsae is the source of this 357-nucleotide messenger RNA. NCBI's taxonomy places the organism in Eukaryota, Metazoa, Nematoda, Chromadorea, Rhabditida, Rhabditidae. Bases 1 to 357 code for a protein of 118 amino acids. The transcript is spliced from 2 exons. The record is from RefSeq and is a predicted model, not a curated record.
AUGCGUUCCUUCAUCAUCUCCUCUGCUCUCUUAGUCAUCUUGGCUCAAUGUGGAUACCCGGUUGCGGACAACGCCUACCCAACAACUCCAAGCUAUCCAACUCCACCACCAUCCUACCCACAACCAAAGAAGUAUCCAGUGCCACCAGCAGCACCAACUUAUUCGGCUGCUCCUGCAUCCCUUCCAGCAUCCCUCCCAUCUUCUACUGAUGAAUCAAGCUUCUUCAGCGAGGAGGAGUCUACCACUUCUGCCACUUCUGAAUUCCGCAAACGCGCCAAGGCCCGCACCGCCCACAACCACCAAUUCCAGCGUCGUGCUCUUCAACCAAUCAGAAGAUUCCAGCAGAGAAAGCAAUAA